AUGGGAGGGAAUGCGAAGCAGAAAUUUGAUAAUAAGUGUGUGGAGAUGAUAAGGCAGAUUCUGGACGGAAAGAUCGCGUUAAGAAAAGCAGUGUACAAAGAGAAAGACCCGAAGAUGUAUCACAGGCUUGUGCACAUGGUUGUUGAGAACUACGAGUUGCUGCUUAAGAUUGUCAAGAAAAGUAAUUAUAUGAACGAGGAUCUUGAGAUGGCAGUGGUGAGAUGCUACCAGAUACUUGAUGGGAAGUUGAAGAAUGCAAGAAUGAAAAGGAAGUUCAUUGAGCUGAUGGGAGGAGUUAAGCUGAAGUUUACAAGACAACCAGUGUUUGUACGAAUUAAUACGUUGAGAGGUGGUUGUGAAAAUGACAUGAGUGCGUUUGUAUAUGAAAAAACGCCUCUUGAUGGUGUUUUCAAGGUUAUGAAUCCGGAAGUAUUAAAUGGAGAUGAAGCAUACAAUCAAGGAAAGAUAGUGAUACAAAACAUAUCAUCAUGCUUACCAGCAUUAAUACUGAAUCCAGAUGAAGGAUCUGUUGUGAUAGACACAUGUUCAGCACCUGGAAAUAAGACAUCUCAUCUUUCAAUGAUCAUGAAGAACACUGGCAAGAUACAUGCCUUUGAGAAAGAUGAGUCGAGGGCAAAGAUACUUAGAACACAGCUUGAAAAGCUUGGGGUUGGAAAUACAGAAGUGAUUGAAGGAGAUUUUCUACAGUCUGUGCCUGAUGACUUUAAGGAUGUUGAGUAUAUUUUAUGCGAUCCAAGCUGUUCUGGAUCUGGAAUGCACUUGAACUACAAGAUGGAUUUAGAACGAGUUGGUAAACUGAAGCAAUUCCAGAUAUACAUGGUCAAGCAUGCAUUACAGUUCAAUCCUAAGCGGCUUGUGUAUUCAGUAUGCUCUGAGCACAAGGAAGAGGGGGAAGAUGUUGUAGAGGAAGCUCUCAAGGACUCAAAGUAUCAACUAGAAGAUAUAAGCAAGUUUUGGCCACAGAAUACAGUUUCUGAAUCCCCAGUAAGCAAAUACAUUAUAAGAUGCAAGAAAGAUACUGAUGGCGCAACAGGGUUUUUCAUAGCAUCAUUCAUCAGAAGAGAUUAA
Molecule: messenger RNA, 1089 nt
Organism: Ordospora colligata OC4
Lineage: Eukaryota; Fungi; Microsporidia; Ordosporidae
Product: tRNA/rRNA cytosine-C5-methylase
Exons: 1
Coding region: 1-1089 (362 amino acids)
Biological process (GO): rRNA base methylation
Cellular component (GO): nucleolus
Molecular function (GO): methyltransferase activity
Source: RefSeq, a predicted model, not a curated record